AUGUAUUCCAAGAUUAGACAAUGUCAUAUGAGUAUUUGGUUCAAGGGUAUAUCUUAUACUGACAAAGAUGCUCGUCAAAGCAGUUUGAUCAACGAUGAAUUGGUACUUGGACUGUCAAAGUAUAGUAACAAAAGUCACCAUGAUGGCCCUGAAACCAACGACAUUCAAGAUGUUAUUAUAACCGAUAUCCGUGGUAUUGGAUCUGACUUUAGGUUUCCAGUAUCUACUACAUCACUGAUCAUUCAUAACUUGCGCUCCCCUUUUAGAUACCUUCCCAUCAAUUUCAUUCCACCAGGUCUCAAGCACUUGUCGUUGGCUUGUUUGGCGUUUGACCAUAACGAUCCGUUUCUCGUAGACACUAUCGAAUCAUUCGAGUUGGUGACACCCAAGGUAACAGGUCAAAUUGUACUACCAAGUGGAUUGAAAUCGUUUGUACAUCGAGUAACAAAGGGUAAUUCGGGCUAUAUUCCAUUUCGAUUCGUACCGUUCUCAAGUCUCGUGUCACUCACUACACUAGAGAUGAGAGUCAAGGAUAUAGAGACGGGUGUCUUGCCUGCCAGUCUCACAUCGCUCAACCUCUCAUUUCAAGAUCAUCUACCCAAAGACUUUUUAAAGCCGUUGGCAUCGUUGGUCAACCUCGAGCUCAAUGCAGUGAUGUCUUAUGAUACUGCUGCAAAUACUGGUAGUAGCUGUUUACUGGAUUUUCGACCACUCCAUUCUCUCAAGACUCUACACUUUUAUUACGAGUUUGAGGAUGAAGGGAUUCCCCAUGGUCGACCAACCCUUCAAUAUGAACCAUACACCGUUGACUUUAUACCGGCCACCCUUCACAGCCUGACUAUUCAAUACAGCUCGUUGGCAUGUGCGGCUCCUCUCCCGUCAUCACUGACAUAUCUUGACAUUGGCCAAUGCCAUGGCCAGCUGCCCGUUGGACUGGUUCCACACGGUGUCACUCAUCUCAGAAUAGGUUCAUUGGGGUUAGGACUGCAGAAAGGAUCGAUUCCAACAUCGGUUACCAAGUUGUCGCUCGGCUACUAUAACGGUCCGACAACGUCAUCCUUUCUCCCCGACUCUAUCAAACAAUUGUCUUGGAAUAGAAAGUACAGAGACGGUCGUGUCCCUCUACCAAAGCAAUUGGAGAAACUUGAAUGGGCGGGCAAAAGGUUUGAACCUCUUUAUGGGUCACAAUUAAAUGGGUGUCCAGUCACACUAACCUCUCUCACAAUACCAAUGUCCAUCGAUUAUAUUCCACGUGGAAGAAAUUACAUAUUUUCACUGUCCGAUCAUUUCCCAAACUAUCAAGAUGGUGAUGAUAAUCAUCAUUUACUGUUGCCACCAAGUAUCAAACAUUUGACAUGUCGCAUUGAAAUGGGGCCCGGCAUUUGCUGUUUUAGAUUGGACCAAGUGAUCAACCAAACCAACGUUGAACGUCUCACCAUUAACUUUAUGAAUUACAACAAACAUGCAUCGUUUGAUAUUAAAAGGUUGGAUGAAAAUAAUUCACAAAUAUUAAUGGUUGAUCGACGAUCAAUAUUUGGAGGGUUCAUUACUCAACAACGUCGAUCAAAUCAACAACCACAACAACAACAACGACAACAACAACAGCCAUCGGAGGAAGCCGAAGAGAUUCAAAAUAAUUGUAAUGGCUACCGACCAUUAUACCUUUGUUGUGGCAAUUCAACCAAUCCUUUUUGGAGUCAUCAAUUGCCAGCAACCUAA
Messenger RNA from Cavenderia fasciculata, 1719 nucleotides. RefSeq lists its product as uncharacterized. Lineage: Eukaryota; Evosea; Eumycetozoa; Acytosteliales; Cavenderiaceae. The transcript has 2 exons. The record is from RefSeq and is a predicted model, not a curated record. The coding region runs from base 1 to 1719 and encodes 572 amino acids.